CCCCCCGCAGUCUUAUUCGCCACCACACCACCCCUCUGGGCUGUGGCCCUGUUCCGGACUUCCAGGCUUUCCAGCGUUCCCACUCCCCAUCUCCCUCCCUCUGCGCUCGCCACGCGCCGCACCAACGCCGCGCGCGCCACAUGGCUCCCGCCGCGUUCACUAGCCUCCUCCCCGCCGCCGCCUCCGCCUCCGCCGCGGCGUCGCGGCUCCCCUCUGCCGCCGGAGCGGCAGCCUCCUUCGUGCGGCUCCCGCACCACCCGACGGGCUGGGCUGGGCCCUCCGUCGCUGCGGCGCCGCGGACGGCGCGCAGGCGGGCGCCCGGCGUCGCCUACGCCACCGCCGCAACCGAGAAGAGCAUCUACGACUACACCGUCAAGGACAUUGAUGGAAAAGAUGUUCCUCUUAAAAAGUUCAAGAAUAAGGUCUUGCUGAUUGUUAACGUUGCUUCUCAAUGUGGGUUAACAACAGCAAACUACACUGAACUAUCUCACAUCUAUGAGAAGUACAAGACUCAAGGGUUUGAGAUUCUUGCAUUUCCAUGCAAUCAAUUUGGCGCACAAGAACCUGGAUCGAAUUCUCAGAUAAAGCAGUUUGCAUGUACAAGAUUUAAAGCUGAAUUUCCUAUUUUUGACAAGGUUGAUGUCAAUGGACCUAAUACAGCCCCCAUCUAUAAAUUUCUGAAGUCCAGUGCUGGAGGAUUUUUGGGCGAUCUAGUCAAGUGGAAUUUUGAGAAGUUCUUAGUGGACAAGAAUGGCAAAGUUGUGGAGAGAUAUCCACCUACAACUUCACCGUUCCAGAUUGAGAAGGACAUCCAGAAACUCAUUGCGGCAUAAGUACUUCCAAGUCUUCCAGUUGAGUAUCUGUACAUAGGCCUUGUCUUAAAGCUAGAGUUUCAUGUGAUUAUAUUUUUUCGCAAUGUAAUUCUUUCUUGUAAAAUAACUCACUUAUUAUUAUCUACACGUGCAAUAGAUGUAACAUGAGACUAUAUUAGUCUUCAGACUGUCAAACCUGUAGUUCAUCCAUGCAUAAAGGAGCAGUAGCACCCUGAAUCCUUCAAUUCACCUGUA
Setaria italica (foxtail millet) is the source of this 1067-nucleotide messenger RNA. RefSeq names its product phospholipid hydroperoxide glutathione peroxidase 1, chloroplastic. The transcript is spliced from 6 exons. The record is from RefSeq and is a predicted model, not a curated record. Bases 141 to 833 code for a protein of 230 amino acids. Gene Ontology annotation, biological process: response to oxidative stress. Gene Ontology annotation, molecular function: glutathione peroxidase activity. Lineage: Eukaryota; Viridiplantae; Streptophyta; Magnoliopsida; Poales; Poaceae.